Molecule: messenger RNA, 3536 nt
Organism: Gadus macrocephalus (Pacific cod)
Lineage: Eukaryota; Metazoa; Chordata; Actinopteri; Gadiformes; Gadidae
Gene: slc7a6
Product: solute carrier family 7 member 6
Exons: 11
Coding region: 339-1817 (492 amino acids)
Biological process (GO): amino acid transmembrane transport
Cellular component (GO): membrane
Molecular function (GO): L-amino acid transmembrane transporter activity
Source: RefSeq, a predicted model, not a curated record
GGUGGCUCCUGCAGGGCUUCAAACGGCUGGUUGGUUCCAAUGGCUGAUUCCUUAAAUCCUGCUUCUGGUUUCCCAAAGCCCACCAGAUGAACCCGUUCAUUUUACUUCUGACUUCGAAUCAACACUGAGACACCUUCCUCCUCUGACAGCACCCCAGACCUGUAUCGAGAAAGGUAAUGGUGGGGAUCACGUGACUCUGAAGGGGCUGCGCCGGUGAAGUCUAGUUGUUGACGCUCUGCAAGAUGCCGCAUACUAGUCUCUUCCCCUCCGUGUUGGCUGGCUGCCAGUACCGGUAGACGACCACCACAAACGAAAAUAAGCAGGAGGAUCAGCUAGCCAUGGGGAAGGACGCAGAGCCCCCGCCGGAGCCCUCCGCUACCCUGGGGCCCCAGGAGCCCCCCAAGGAGAGUAUGCAGCUGAAAAAAGACAUCUCCCUGCUCAACGGCGUCAGCCUCAUCGUGGGCAACAUGAUCGGCUCGGGCAUCUUCGUGUCCCCCAAGGGCGUGCUGAUCUACAGCUCGUCGUACGGCCUCUCCCUGGUCAUCUGGGCCAUGGGCGGCCUGUUCUCCGUGGUGGGGGCCCUCUGCUACGCCGAGCUGGGCACCACCAUCACCAAGUCGGGCGCGUCCUACGCCUACAUCCUGGAGGCCUUCGGCGGCUUCGUGGCGUUCAUCCGGCUGUGGACGUCGCUGCUCAUCAUCGAGCCCACUGGCCAGGCCGUCAUCGCCAUCACCUUCGCCAACUACCUGGUGCAGCCGCUGUUCCCCACCUGCGAGCCGCCCUACGCCGCCUCGAGGCUCAUCGCGGCGGCGUGCAUCUGCUUACUGACCUUCAUCAACGCAGCCUACGUGAAGUGGGGCACUCGGGUACAGGACAUCUUCACCUACGCUAAGGUGGCAGCCCUCAUUCUCAUCAUCAUCACUGGCAUCGUCAAGUUGGGCCAGGGUUACACGGCCAACUUUGAGUCCUCCUUCGAGGGUUCCUCCAAAGACCCAGGCGAUAUCGCCCUGGCCCUCUACUCUGCCCUGUUCUCCUACUCGGGCUGGGACACCCUCAACUUUGUGACCGAGGAGAUCAAGAACCCUGAAAGGAAUCUGCCCCUGGCAAUCGCCAUCUCCAUGCCUAUAGUCACCGUCAUCUAUAUCCUGACCAACAUAGCUUAUUACACUGUUCUGGACAUGAGCGCUAUACUGGCUAGCGAUGCUGUGGCUGUGACGUUUGCCGACCAAACUCUAGGGGUGAUGAGCUGGAUCAUCCCCAUUGCUGUAGCCCUGUCCUGCUACGGAGGUCUCAACGCCUCUAUCAUCGCUGCCUCCAGGUUGUUCUUUGUGGGGGCGCGUGAGGGCCACCUGCCUGACGCUCUGUCCAUGAUCCACGCGGAGAGAUUCACUCCCGUCCCCGCGCUGCUCUUCAAUUGUGUCAUGGCGCUAGUCUACCUGACGGUGAAGGACGUGUUUCAGCUCAUCAACUACUACAGCUUCAGCUACUGGUUCUUCAUGGGCUUGUCCAUCGCAGGGCAGCUCUACCUCCGCUGGAAGGAGCCUGACAGGCCCCGGCCGCUCAAGUUGUCCUUGCUGUACCCGGUUGUGUUCUGUAUGUGCUCAGUCUUCCUGGUGGCGGUUCCGCUCUACUGUGACACCAUCAAUUCUUUGAUUGGCAUUGGGAUCGCUCUAUCGGGAGUGCCCGUCUACUUUAUAGGGAUCCACCUGCCUGUAUCCAAACGUCCGGCCUUCAUCAGCAAACUGCUGCACUCGGUCACCCAUUUCACCCAAUAUUCAUGUUUCUGUGUGCUCACAGAGCUGGACAAAACUGAUUAGCGCCUAUACAUUUCAUACACUGUAAAACUACUUGACCACGUCACUGUACUACAUUUACCGCCUCUGGCAUCAGAGAUGAACAACCAAAAGGGGAGAAGUUACUACUAUACUUAUUUUCUGUCAACUAUGCUGAAUUCUUCGUACUUGAUUAAAUGGAUGUUUACAAAUUAUACGGUAAUUGUGUACACUCCCUUUUAUUAUGUGCCUAUCAUAUUAUCCUAUAUUUUAGUAAUAAUAUAACUGACAAUUUUAAGUUAGAUAUUUUUUGUAUCACAUCUGCCGAAGAAUAUGCAUUUGACUCGUGUAUGCCACUCGUGGCCUGUUCAGUGCUAUUCAAUCAUGACAAAUAUGAUCAAGGGUCGGGCAACAACUCAAUUAUAUAUACAUUUUUUUGGAAAUGUAUGCAUUUGACUUUACAAUCGAGACCAUUUCGAUUUUAGAUAGUGUGCAUCGUGUGUGGUGUAUGAAUAUGUUGAGAUGGAAGGCACGUUUAUCAGAUAAAGUAAUUCAUUGAAAAGGGUUCAGGAUGCUAUAUACGGCUUCCUAGACAAUGAAGGACAGGAUGAAUGGAUAUUUUCAUUGAUUCCAGCCAUGUAAUAUAGGCAAAAUAUGUUCUCCAGCUUUUCUUACCCUUCUGAAAUUAGUUCUUUGUACCUUUUUAAAAUGUUAAAUAUUGAAGUUAAUAUAAAAGGGAUUUGUGAUUCAUAAAUCACCUUGGUUUACUCAGGCACCAACCACACUGAUGUAUAUUAUUUAGCAUACUUUAAAUACUGCAAUCUUGUUUGGCUUCACUCUGUUAUCUACUACAAUUGUAUGUAAGCUAAUGCAAUUAAACCAACUUUAAUCCAUCCUUGUUUGGAUCAUUAUUACGUUCCCCUAUAGUUCCGCCUAUUCAAAUUUUAAUUUCUUCACUUUGGACUGAAAAACAUUCUGAGCCAACUUUCAAUAAUUUAAGGCACCUAUGUAGAAUUUGAAUUGGUAAAUCAUAUUUUAAGCAGAUGUAUCCAAAGAUUAACAUUGACAAGUUCAAAUGUUUUACGUUUAUUUUGAAAGCUUUGUUUUUAUACACAUCUACAUAUUUACAAAAAAAAGUUAUUUAAUCCAACAAGCAUUCAGAGAGCAACCCAAUCAUGAACAAAGGGAAUGUUAAAAAUAAACUGCACCACACUUUCAUAAGUGCACAACCUACCCCACGCUUACAUUUAUACACACACACACACACACCACCAUGCACAAAACCUUAAACCGCAAACAGGCGUUGCCCAUGACUUCUCACUAACUUAAGUGUUUAACUGCACAAAGCAUACAAGGCAUACCACGCUAAUGUGCAACAAAUCUAACACACUUCAACUUCACACACAAAUCACACACACAAAUUUCACUCCACCAUACAUUUAAGACACUGUGGACCCUUUCUUUGAAAUAACACCCUUACUCUUUAUCCCUCGGUGUAGAAGAGGGAAAUGUAUAGCCGGUCAGGUUGUUAAAUAAAAUGCAUUGCUCUUCCAACUGCUCAACUUCUAUCAUCGUCAUGUAGCGUGUAACUGUCACCCUCUUUUGCAUGCAGGUCAUUAAAAGUGGUAGUUCUGCAAACAUCGGUUUCUGGCAUACAACGUUGCUCAGGACACUUUCCUACAGUACUUCAUUUGGCUUUUUCGUUUUUCAAGUUACAUUUUCCAACAAUCAAAGUGCUACACAUCGCUCGCUAUGUCGGGCAAU